Messenger RNA from Heteronotia binoei (common prickly gecko), 3586 nucleotides. It is a transcript of the gene INPP4A, whose product is annotated as inositol polyphosphate-4-phosphatase type I A. The record is from RefSeq and is a predicted model, not a curated record. Bases 339 to 3188 code for a protein of 949 amino acids. Gene Ontology annotation, molecular function: phosphatidylinositol-3,4-bisphosphate 4-phosphatase activity. The transcript is spliced from 25 exons. NCBI's taxonomy places the organism in Eukaryota, Metazoa, Chordata, Lepidosauria, Squamata, Gekkonidae. Gene Ontology annotation, cellular component: cytoplasm.
CCGGGGCUGCUGCGGCGGUGGAAGCUGCCCUGGGGUGUGGGGAGCAGCCGCAGCGGGAAGGAGGGGCUGCAGCGGCUCCCCGUACAGAAGGCGGGAGGGCAGGGCGGCCUCUGCCCAGCAUGGUGGAGCAGCUCGGGGGCUCACCUGGACCCCGCAGCAGCCGCGAGAUGGGAAAAUAAAUCCGGCUUUAAGAAAUGUCACAUCACAUCCAAAAGGAUAACAACCCUUCAUGCUGAUAUAUUAAGGGCUGCAAGCAAAGACACUCCUCUGUGCUGUGAUGCUUCGCCAGGACAUUGCUGUGAUCAACCUGUGAGAAGAGGCACCUUCUCCAUGACAACAUGUCAGCAAAAGAACAGAGCCCCCGUCAUGGUGCAAAAUCCCGUAGUGUGCAGCGGGCCUCGACAAUUGAUGUUACCUCUGACAUGCUUGCUUUGUCUUUGGCCGGAAAUAUUCAAGAUCCAGAUGAGCCAAUUUUAGAAUUUAGUUUAGCUUGCAGUGAGCUGCUAACUCCGUCGCUAGAUAGAAAGCCAAAUAGUUUUGUAGCAGUGAGUGUAACCACACCUCCUCAGGCAUUCUGGACAAAACAUGCUCAGACAGAAAUUAUUGAGGGAACAAGCAAUCCAAUCUUUCUAAGCAGUAUUGCCUUUUUUCAAGACUCUCUUAUUAACCAGAUGACACAAAUAAAACUUUCUGUAUACGAUGUUAAAGAUAGAUCUCAGGGAACUAUGUAUUUAUUGGGUUCUGUGAUGUUUACUGUAAAGGACCUACUUCAGGAGAGGAACCAUCGGUUGCACUUAACACUAAGAUCUGCUGAAAGUGACCGCGUUGGCAACAUUACAGUCAUAGGAUGGCAGAUGGAAGAAAAAACGGACCAAAGGCCUCCAGUUACCAGAUCUCCUGACACUAUCAAUGGAAGGACUGUACUUCCUGUUGAUGAAAGUUUAACAGAGUCUUUAGGAAUAAGAUCCAAAUAUGCUUCAUUACGGAAAGAUGCAUUGUUGAAAUCUGUGUUUGGAGGAGCUAUUUGUCGAAUGUAUCGUUUCCCUACCACUGAUGGGAACCAUCUGAGGAUCUUGGAGCAAAUGGCAGAGAGUGUGCUGUCCCUCCAUAUUCCCAGGCAGUUUGUGAAGCUGCUGCUUGAAGAAGAUGCUGCCAGGGUUUGUGAGCUUGAAGAGCUUGGAGAGCUGUCUCCUUGUUGGGAAAGUCUUCGUCGGCAAAUAGUUACGCAGUACCAAACAAUUAUUCUAACUUACCAGGAAAACCUCACAAAUCUGCAUCAGUACAAAGGUCCAUCCUUUAAAGCGAGCAGCUUGAAAGCUGACAAAAAGCUAGAAUUUGUGCCCACUAAUUUACAUAUACAACGAAUGAGAGUCCAGGAUGAUGCAGGAUCAGAUCAGAAUUAUGAUAUUGUAACAAUAGGAGCUUCGGCAGCCCACUGUCAAGGUUUUAAAUCUGGAGGUCUACGGAAAAAGCUACACAAAUUUGAAGAUGCAAAGAAACACACAUCAUCCAGCUCCCAGUCAAUAGUGUACAUACCACAGGAUAUUAUUCGAGCAAAGGAGAUCAUCGCACAGAUCAACACUCUGAAAACUCAAGUUAGUUACUAUGCAGAAAGACUUUCCAGAGCCGCCAAGGACAGAUCCUCCAAUGGGCUUGAAAGAACGCUUGCCAUUCUGGCAGAUAAGACACGGCAGCUUGUCACGGUCUGUGAUUGCAAACUCUUGGCAAAUUCAAUCCAUGCACUGAAUACUGCUAGACCAGAUUACAUAGCUUCAAAGGCCUCUCCAACCUCUACAGAGGAAGAACAAGUGGUGUUAAGAAAUGACCAAGACACUCUGGUGGCCAGAUGGACAGGAAGAAAUAGCCGAUCUUCUCUGCAGGUGGAUUGGCAUGAGGAAGAGUGGGAAAAGGUUUGGGUGAAUGUUGACAAAAGUCUUGAGUGCAUUAUCCAGAGGGUGGACAAACUUCUCCAGAAAGAACGUUUGCAUAGUGAUAGCAGUGAAGAUGUUUUCCAGUGCGAUGUCAGCUGUUCUAGCAAGAAAGAUUGCAGUCCCACUCCUGAAGAAUCAAGCCCAGGUGAAUGGAGUGAGGCUCUUUACCCACUGCUGACAACGCUCACAGACUGUGUGGCCAUGAUGAGCGAUAAGGCAAAGAAAGCGAUGGUCUUUCUUCUGAUGCAAGACAGCGCACCUACGAUAGCUCUUUGCUUGAGCCUUCAGUAUCGUCGGGAUGUUGUUUUUUGCCAAACUCUGACAGCCCUUAUCUGUGGCUUCAUUAUCAAACUGAGGAACUGCCUGCAUGAUGACGGAUUCUUGAGGCAGCUGUACACCAUUGGUCUGCUGGCACAAUUUGAAAGCCUUUUGAGUACUUAUGGUGAAGAGCUGGCAAUGCUAGAAGACAUGAGUGUGGGGAUAAUGGACUUAAGGAAUGUAACAUUUAAAGUAACUCAGGCCACAUCAAAUGCAUCUGCUGACAUGCUGCCAGUCAUUACAGGAAAUCGUGAUGGGUUUAAUGUGAGAAUUCCAUUGCCAAGCACCUUAUUUGAUGCCCUGCCCCGUGAGAUUCAGAGUGGCAUGCUGCUGAGAGUUCAGCCUGUGCUCUUCAAUGUGGGGAUCAAUGAACAACAAACCUUAGCAGAGAAGUUUGGGGACACCUCUUUACAAGAAGUGAUUAACAUGGAAAGUUUAGUACGGUUGAAUUCCUAUUUUGAGCAGUUCAAAGAAGUUUUGCCUGAAGAUUGUCUACCUCGAUCUCGUAGUCAAACGUGCCUGCCUGAACUGCUGCGGUUUCUGGGACAGAAUGUACAUGCAAGGAAAAAUAAGAAUGUUGAUAUUCUUUGGCAAGCUGCUGAGAUUUGCCGCAGACUUAAUGGUGUUCGGUUUACAAGCUGUAAAAGCGCCAAGGAUAGGACUGCCAUGUCGGUGACUCUGGAGCAGUGUUUAAUAUUACAGCAUGAGCAUGGAAUGGCUCCUCAGGUCUUCACACAGGCCCUGGAAUGCAUGCGGAGUAUUGGAACACGGGAGGUAGUCACCCAGAAGAACUUGUGUGGCCUGGUGCCCAUCCGGGAUUUCAGGCUAGACCCCAGUCUUCUCUACUCUAUUCCUUUGCUAGCUCUAAGCCCCAAUUUACUGAUUGUGUGGCUGUUUCUGAGCAUUGCAUACCUGGUGGCCAGAUUACGUUGCAAAUGAAGAUGAAUUUUAAAAGCAAACAAAGCAAAAAUCCAAUGAAGUGCCAGAAUAUUUAUCACCACCUGGUACCUAUUUUGUCAAAAGAAUGUGUCAUAGCAUUGUCUGCCAAGAAUUAUUAUUAUGCCUUACAAUUUUGUGUUUCUAUUGUACUAAACUUGUAAAUACACAUCAAAUUAUUUUAUGAAAAGGAAUUGUAUUGAACGCUUAAACUGUUGUUACACUUUCAGUGCUUGUAACAUAGUCUGACAGCAGCCUGUUACCUUGGUACUUUAGCUAUCCUGAAGAUUAGUUUCUCUUACCAAAUAUUUUUUCAGGCAUCCAAAUCAUCUGUCUCUCUCUCUUAUGCAGUUUUGUUUCCAAAGUUUCAUGUACUCUAGAGAAAGGUAUCUAAAAAGAAU